UCUUUCUGAUCUUUCUUCUUCAGUUCUCCGUAUAGCCUAUUUCGGCGACGGCGGAAACUUCACUCCGUAUUCUCUUCGUGGCGGCGUUUCUCGUUGGCCGAUCGCUCCCCUCGCUGGAAUUGGCUGCUCAUUCUUCCGAGUCCUUUUGCGCCAUAUUUUGUGUUUAUUUUCCAAUAAACUACAAAAUGGGUGACAAGAAGAAGAAGGCUACCAUGUUCAUCAGACUUGUCUCAGCUGCUGGGACUGGAUUUUUCUAUGUCAAGAGGAAGCCAACUAAACUAACCGAGAAGCUCGAGUUCCGGAAGUACGAUCCUCGAGUGAACCGUCAUGUUCUGUUUACAGAAGCCAAAAUGAAGUGAGGUUAUCUUGAAUCUGUUCUAAUCCUGAUGAUGAAUGUUCUUUCACUUAUUCUUGCUUGUUAGUUGCAACUGCAAUGUCAAAUACUUGAUUUAUAGCUUAUGUCAGUUGGGUUUUCCAUGGUCUCUCUCCCUCACACACAUUUAUAUAAAAAAAAUACUAUGCUUUGCCUCUUGAAGAAAGUAGAGAAAAUUUGAACCCCAUGUACUUCUCUCUCUCUUUAGAAUGUAGCUUCUUUUUCUUCUCAUGUGAUAUAAAAGUGGCAUAAGCCAAAGAUUUAUUUA
Momordica charantia (bitter melon) is the source of this 641-nucleotide messenger RNA. RefSeq names its product Ribosomal protein L33 family protein. Lineage: Eukaryota; Viridiplantae; Streptophyta; Magnoliopsida; Cucurbitales; Cucurbitaceae. Gene Ontology annotation, cellular component: ribosome; large ribosomal subunit. Gene Ontology annotation, molecular function: structural constituent of ribosome. Gene Ontology annotation, biological process: translation. The record is from RefSeq and is a predicted model, not a curated record.